AUGUCUAUACACGAAACUCCAACUUCCGGAUUGACUGGUAAAAUAUUGAAUCUCGAAAUGACCACAAGCGGAUCUUCUCUCACUGACAAAUUGGCCGCCGAGGCUGCCGCCGCCGACGUCCUGACUGCGUCUGACUCCUUGGCUGGCAAGCCAAAGGACAUUGUUCGUCCAAAGCAUAUCAUCGAAGGUGGUGCUGAGCAAAUGCAAAAAACCGAAUCGGAAAUUGCAGCUGCUGCAGCAGAGCACCGUGAGUUCAUGAAAAGCCACAAGGUACACAGACAUCAACUAAAGGCACAGGAGAAGGAUGAGCCAUUGUUGGCCGAGAACAAGCGCCGUUUCGUCAUGUUCCCAAUCAAGUUCCACGAGAUCUGGCAAAUGUACAAAAAGGCUGAGGCUUCCUUCUGGACUGCUGAGGAGAUCGAUUUGUCCAAGGAUAUCGGCGACUGGAACAACAAGUUGACUGACAACGAACGUUUCUUCAUUUCUCGUGUCUUGGCUUUCUUUGCUGCCUCUGACGGUAUCGUCAACGAGAACUUGGUCGAGAACUUCUCUGCCGAGGUUCAAAGCCCUGAGGCCAAGUGUUUCUACGGUUUCCAGAUCAUGAUGGAGAACAUUCACUCCGAAACAUAUUCUUUGUUGAUUGACUCUUAUAUCAAAGACCCAAAGGAGGCCGACUUCUUGUUCAACGCCAUCGAGAACAUUUCAUGCAUUAAGAAGAAGGCUGAUUGGGCUUUGCGCUGGAUCAACGACGACGAGGCUCUCUUUGGUGAGCGUUUGGUCGCUUUUGCCGCUGUUGAGGGUGUCUUCUUCUCCGGCUCUUUUGCAUCUAUCUUUUGGUUGAAGAAGAGAGGCUUGAUGCCAGGUCUUACCUUCUCCAACGAAUUGAUUUGUCGUGAUGAAGGUUUGCACACUGACUUUGCUUGCUUGUUGUUCUCCCACUUGAACAACAGACCAGACCCAAAGAUCGUUGAGAGAAUCAUCACUGAGGCUGUUGACAUCGAGAAGGAGUACUUCACCGAUGCCUUGCCAGUCAGCUUGUUGGGUAUGAACUGCGCUUUGAUGUGUCAAUACGUUGAGUUCGUUGCCGACAGAUUGCUUGUGGCCUUGGGCAACAAGAAGGUCUACAAUGUCACCAACCCAUUCGACUUCAUGGAGAACAUUUCAUUGGCCGGCAAGACCAACUUCUUCGAGAAGAGAGUCUCAGACUACCAAAAGGCAGGUGUCAUGGCCAAGUCUAACGAUGCUAGCGCCUCGAACCACGACUUCUCCUUUGACGAUGAUUUUUAG
Molecule: messenger RNA, 1287 nt
Organism: Australozyma saopauloensis
Lineage: Eukaryota; Fungi; Ascomycota; Pichiomycetes; Serinales; Metschnikowiaceae
Gene: RNR21
Product: ribonucleotide-diphosphate reductase subunit
Exons: 1
Coding region: 1-1287 (428 amino acids)
Biological process (GO): deoxyribonucleotide biosynthetic process
Molecular function (GO): oxidoreductase activity
Source: RefSeq, a predicted model, not a curated record